UUGGAAUCCCUCCCCUUCUUCAAGUUAUUUAUUAUUUUGCACCAUGAACCAUAUUUCGAAAGAAAACUUAGAUUUACUUUUCAAAUAUGCAUUAGAAGCAAAGGAAACAUCUUAUAGUCCUUACUCCAAAUUCCGUGUGGGUGCUGCUCUUUUGACAAAAGAUGGAACAUGGUAUAAAGGAUGCAAUGUUGAAAACGCGUCUUAUGGUGCUGCUAUAUGUGCUGAACGAACUGCUUAUUGUAAAGCUAUUAGUGAAGGACAUAGAGAAUUCAUUGCUUUGGCAGUGUCUACUGAUCAAGAUGAUUUUGUCUCACCUUGUGGUAUUUGUCGUCAAUUCAUUUCCGAAUUUGGUCCAGGCUCAUUGCCUGUUUAUUUAUUGAAUACCAAAGGUGAAUUCAAAUUGAUUACGCUGUCCGAACUCUUACCACUAUCAUUCUCUCUUGAACAAGGCCAAAAGUUUUUGAUCAAAUAGUUGUUUAGAUGUUUGCUUAUUUUAUUUGAUGUAUCUAUUGGUUUAGUUGAUUUGUUGGCAGUUUAUCUUUAUUUGAAGUCAUAGUGAAUAAAUUUAU
This is a messenger RNA of Halteromyces radiatus, 569 nucleotides long. RefSeq names its product cytidine deaminase. The coding region runs from base 44 to 472 and encodes 142 amino acids. Gene Ontology annotation, cellular component: cytosol. The record is from RefSeq and is a predicted model, not a curated record. The transcript is spliced from 6 exons. Lineage: Eukaryota; Fungi; Mucoromycota; Mucoromycetes; Mucorales; Cunninghamellaceae. Gene Ontology annotation, molecular function: zinc ion binding; cytidine deaminase activity.